UCUGUCUGUCUAGUCCAAGCCGCUCUCGAGUCGAGUCUAAACCAGCAUCCUUCCUUCCCAAGCCGGCGACUGCGAGCCCGAUCUCGAUCCCCAUGGCGGCCGCCGCGCUCUCCUCCUCGCGGCGAGGCCUCCACACCCUCCACCGCCACCUCCUCCUCCGCCCCUCCACCUCUCCCUCCCCGGCCGCCGCCCGCCGCCCUCCCCCCACUCCAAUCCCCCGCCACUUCCCUUCCCCCUCCCGCUUCUUCACCACCGCGCGUCCCGAGGCGAGGCUGCCCCGGCCCACCCUCCUCGCCCCGCAGCACCACAAGGCGAUGCAGCGUCUCAUCGGCGGGGCCAGGCAGUUCGCGAGCGGCGGCGCCGGUCGCUCCACGAAGCCGGUGCCGCUCGGGCAGGGGCUGAACCGGCCGGUGGUGGCCGCCAAGAACGCCGCCGCGCGCUACCGGGAGGCCGUGGGGCUGCAGGUGGAGGCCUUCUGGCGCCGCAACUACAUGCUGCUCGUCGGCGCGGGCGGGGUCGUCGUCUGCAUCGCGCUCUGGCGGGUCAUGUUCGGCAUCGCCAGCACCUUCGUCGGCCUCUCCGAGGGCAUGGCCAAGUACGGAUUCCUCGCCCUCGCCACCGCCAUGGUCGCCUUCGCUGGUAUGUACGCACGCGCAAGGAUCACCAUAAAUCCUGACAAGGUUUACAGGAUUGCGAUGACAAAGCUCAAUACAUCUGCUGCAAUUCUUGAAGUCAUGGGUGCGCCCUUAGCUGGCACUGACGUUAGAGCAUAUGUUAUGUCUGGUGGAGGCCCUAAACUAAAGGACUUCAAAUUGAAGGUUGGCGGCAAGCGAUGCUUUCUUAUCUUCCCUAUCAAAGGAUCAGAAAGAAAGGGUCUUGUAAGUGUUGAAGUCAAGAAGAAAAAAGGACAGUAUGACAUGAAGCUACUUGCUGUUGACAUCCCAAUGGCGUCAGGACCUGAUCAGCGGCUAUUCCUUGUCGGUGACGAGCAGGAGUACAAGGUGGGUGGGGGCUUGAUAUCUGAGCUGCGGGAUCCAAUAGUAAAGGCUAUGGCUGCAGAGAAGGAGUUUGAUUAUCUCGAUGAAAGAGAGGACGCAGAGGAUGAACGCAGGGAGCGAGAGGAGGCCGAGGAGGAGGAAGCCGAAGCGUUGAGGCGAGAGGAGGAUAGACUGCGUGAGGAGGCUAAGGAGAGGCAGCGGCGAGAAGCUGAGAAUCUGGAGAAAGCCAGCUGAUGCAGCUAACUAAAAUCCCUUUCUUCUUGGUGAUGUGCAUUUUUUUCACUCUACCUCCUGACUUUACAAUGUGUAGCGAUCAGUGUUUCCGCGGCGACGAGAGAUUGCGUCCGAAUUUCAGAGAGGCAGUUUUACCUUGGCCGUCUCACAGCGUGUCGAUAAAGUAAUAAAUUUUGGCUGCUCCUCAAAUGAUUUACUUGGCAGCCCAGUGUAAUUUAGUGGCUGCAUGGAUCAUGGCUGGCCUUCUCUUUUUUACUGCUGAUACGACGCACUUUCAGGUGCUUUGAGCCAAUGUGCUGUACGCCUGUACUACUAUGCUCUUGUCGCAUUAUGCACCACUUGGUUCUUUGGUUUGAUA
Lolium perenne is the source of this 1590-nucleotide messenger RNA. RefSeq lists its product as uncharacterized. The record is from RefSeq and is a predicted model, not a curated record. Gene Ontology annotation, cellular component: intracellular membrane-bounded organelle. Lineage: Eukaryota; Viridiplantae; Streptophyta; Magnoliopsida; Poales; Poaceae.